Messenger RNA from Spodoptera littoralis (African cotton leafworm), 848 nucleotides. The record is from the annotation of a GenBank genome assembly. NCBI's taxonomy places the organism in Eukaryota, Metazoa, Arthropoda, Insecta, Lepidoptera, Noctuidae.
AACAAAGACAACAUUUCAAACGUCAAAAAUUCAAAACAAAAACAACGUUACUAUUGUGUGUCAAUUUUAUUUAGGUAUUUGAAAACGGAAUUGAGAGCAAGAAACUUUCCAAGUAGGUAAAUACAGUUUUAUUUAAAAUAAUAAAUAUAAAAAGUAAAAAUGACUCUGUCGAAGGUUUUAGCAACAUAUUCAAAAAAUUCUGGAAAUUCCGUUUAUGUACAGAGCUAUGAAUCUCCUGUCGGCAAAGCUAUUGCAGCAGCUGACGAAGAUUUUUUAUACGCAGUAACUUUUGAGAAUUCUAAAAACUUUGAAAAAUGUUUCGAAACACUUGCCAAAGAACUUUCAUGCAGUUUUAUCGAAAGUGAGAACAAGAUAUUGAAGAGAUUUGGAAAAGAACUAUCUGACUACUUUGAAGGUAAAUUAAAAAAGUUCACAGUGCCUACUCAAAUGAUUGGUUCAGAGUUUCAGAAGAUUGUAUGGGAGAAAUUAAUGGAACUGCCAUAUGGAUCAACACAAACUUAUGGUGAUUUAGCAAAAGAUUUGGGCCGUCCCUCAAGCCAUUCCAGGGCCAUCGGAGCAGCCUGUGGUGCAAACUCUUUACUAAUAGUAGUGCCAUGUCACAGACUUGUAGCUUCAGGAUCCAAAGGAGGAUAUAAUAGUGGAGUGGACCGCAAAGAUAAACUCAUUGAAUUAGAAAAGACGUUUUCUGAAUAAUUAUAUUUUAAGUUUUUACUGAAAAGAUAUCAAACUACCUCAAUCAAAGAAUGUCUAGGAUUGAAAAAGUGAUGGAAAAGUAAAACUUGCCGUAUUAAAAAAAGUUGUACCUACUUUACAAUAAUAUUUAGAUA